GCUCGGGGGGUGGUCCCGGGCACAUCUGCUGGGGUCCCGCAGUACCCGUGGCACCGAAGGCAGGCGGGUUCAGGGGCGGCGGAGCAGCGAGGCGGUGCGGGAGGAGCCCCAGGACCCCCGCCCUGACUUCCCUCUGGAUGUGGCUCUGGCAGGAAGGCGACUCUGUGCACUUGGACUGUUGGCCGGCAUCAGCCUCCCAGCUCCGUCUGUCUGUCUUUACGUCUGUCUCACCGUGCCUUGCUUGGCACUGCAGAGACAAAUUGAGAGGGAGAGACUGAGAGAUACCUGCAGCGCUGCACACUGCUUGGAAAACUCCCUCACCCUUCCGCCCCAUAGCAGUUUUGCGACUGGGUCUCCUGUGCAGCAACCCCACGAAGCCAGCAAGAUGGCUGCGAACAAGAGCAAGAGCCAGAGCUCCCUAGCCCUUCACAAGGUGAUCAUGGUGGGCAGUGGAGGGGUUGGCAAGUCCGCGCUGACCCUGCAGUUCAUGUACGAUGAGUUUGUAGAAGACUAUGAGCCUACCAAAGCUGACAGCUAUAGAAAGAAAGUGGUCCUCGAUGGAGAAGAAGUCCAGAUAGAUAUUCUGGACACUGCUGGACAAGAGGACUAUGCGGCCAUCAGAGACAACUACUUCCGCAGCGGGGAAGGCUUUCUCUUGGUGUUCUCCAUCACAGAGCACGAGUCCUUUACAGCAACUGCUGAGUUCAGGGAACAGAUCCUCCGAGUUAAGGCUGAAGAAGACAAAAUUCCGUUGCUGGUUGUGGGGAACAAGUCUGACCUGGAGGAGCGGAGGCAGGUGCCUGUGGAGGAGGCGAGGAGUAAGGCCGAGGAGUGGGGCGUGCAGUACGUAGAGACCUCGGCCAAGACGCGAGCCAACGUGGACAAGGUAUUCUUUGACCUCAUGAGAGAAAUCAGAGCAAAGAAGAUGUCAGAAAACAAAGACAAAAAUGGCAAGAAAAGCAGCAAGAGCAAGAAGAGCUUUAAAGAGAGAUGCUGCCUGCUGUGACGGCCCAGCCGUUGGAUGAAGCCGGUGCCCUCAGGACUCAGGGUGGGCAGUUCUCUAAGACAAGACUGGCUGCCUCCUGGGUCUGUCCUGCUCUUCCCAACCUCACUCACACAAAUGUCUUUAAACGGGGGGGGGGGGGGGGGGGGGGGGGAAGACUGCCUGUGAAUCAGUGACUGGCACAAGGAGUAAGCCCUUGCUCAAGCAGUGGGGCGGCUACUUCACCAGGAGAGCAUCUCGGGUUUCCCUCCUCCCUCCCUCCCUCCCUCCCUCCCUUCUUUCUUUCCUUCCUCCCUCUGUUCCUUUUUCCCUUCCUUCCUUCCUUCCUUCCUUCCUCCCUCUCUCCCUCCCUCCCUCCCUCCCUUCUUCCCUUCCUUCCUUCCUUCCUUCCUUCCUUCCUUCCUUCCUUCCUUCCUUCCUUCCUGUUCCAAACUUCACCAGGUAGAUAGUGCUGCAGGUAGGGACUAAUCAGGUGUGAAUCAGAAAGGAAAAGUACUGUCAUAGUUGACUCUUGUCCUAGUUUUAUAACGUCAUCUUUUUUUUUUUGAAAAAAAAAUAUCUUUUUUUUGUCUUUGCCUUAUCAGUUGAGUAGCAGUACUGAUAAAAAUCCAUUAAAUGCUAAUGACACUGGGAAAAAAAAAGUUGAGCUUUUUGGAAACUUGGAGAUACCCUGUGGAUCUGAAGCUCAUCCGGACACCAUUAAUUUGAAUUGGGUUAAGUAGGACUCAGUGAGGCUGCUAGCUUCUCGUUCUUGUGUGGAAAGUGACGGUUGCAAGUGACUUUAUAUUUACGUGUUGGCAGUUUGUAGGCUGCAUUUGCUGUUUUUCUCUUGCAGUAUCCUGAUUUUUUUUUAUUUUUAUGUGUGCACUUUUUAGGAGCUACUUUUUAGUAGGCUAAGUGAAGAUUCCGGGGUAGGAUACUUUAUAAAUGAUGAUUUUCUAAUCAGAUUCUUAAAAGUUUUUUGAAUGCAUCCUCCUCCACUUGCCAGUUGCCCUGCGCAGAGGGCGAGUGAGCCUGUCCCUUGGCCACUUCAAGCAUAUCAGGAUGUCUGCAGCUUGUCGGGAGCUAACACUGCAUCCCGAAACCAGGAAGCCGGAGCCCGAGCCAGAUAUUCUGCUACCUCCAGAGAAUUUUUCUCAGUAUUUCUAAAUGUAAAGUUAGAUGUGGAAAAAGGACACGAACCAUUACCCUUACCUCCAACAACUGGCUACUGUUUCUAACAGUCCUCCCCCCCCUCCUGACAGCCAAAUAGUUAUAAGAAGAUUGUUUUAUGGGUGAGAUCUUAUUAGCCAUUCUUAAAUUGGUAUUCUGAACUCAGCAGUUGGAAAGGAAUAGCAUGGUGGAAAGUUAGCUUCAUACUCCCCAGUUUUCCGCAGUGACAUUUACAUAGACUUGCUAGAUGUGAACUGGGGUGGGUGGGGAGGAGCGGGAACCUUUUGAGUUUAUGGUUAUCACUAAAACUGUUCUUAAAAAAUCAUGUUUUGAUUAGAAAACCAUCUCCUAUCAUCUCCCAGAGAAUCAUGGACUUCUGUGAAUACAAAAAGAGCUGACAAAUACCCUUUUUUUCAGAAUGUCAGACUUUUGCUCUUACCUUUUAGACCUAUGUAUGCAAUGCACUUACUAAGGAAACAAGCACUGUUCACCAUCCUCCUUAGAUGAUCUGUAACCUCAGGUAAACCUUAUUCUGCUUAAUCCUUUCUGUAAGAGACCAGAUGAUAAAUGUAAACAGUAUUUUUAUCUUAAUUCUUCCUUUGGGAGAGAUGAAUAUUCUUCUUAAAUUUUUUUAAAAAAUAGAAGAAAAUCAUACUUUUGAUUUUUUUUUUUUUAAAACAACCUUUUAGUUUUCAUCCUAGCUUGCCAUCUGUUUGAUAUAUCAUUUCUGGUCAAGAGUAGGUUGAUUUGGAAUAUGUACAAAUAAAGAUUGUAUAAAUUGUUUCAUGCUAUGGAAAUUAUUCUUGGUCUAUGCUAUUAGUAUUUUUCAUAUAUAUAUAUAUUAUUGAACAAAGACAGAAGUGGAGAGAGAAGGAGGACACAGAGAGGGAGAGACAGAGAGACACCUGCAUCACUGUUUCACUGCUCAAUAAACUUUCCUUCUGCAGGUGGGGACCGGGGUCUUGAACCUGAGUCUUUUCACAUUGUAAUAUAGGCCCUCAACCAAAUGCACCGCUGCCCGGCCCCUUGCUGUUCGUAUAUUUCUAAAACUAUAUUUAACUGUUUAUCAGUUAGGAAUGGGUCUACCUAACAGAAUAAUUUAUAUAUGGAGGUUUCUAUAAAAAAAUUAGGAGCAAAUGUUAUUUCUAAGUUUGAAACAUGGUUACUUGCUAAAUGAUAUAGUGUCCAUGGGCGAGUAUUCUUCUUCUCCUUUUCCUUCUCCUCCUCCUCCUCCUUCUUCUUCUCAUGACAUAGUGAUUUAUAAGAUUAUAAGAAAAUGGGUGUGGUCCCAUACUCCUUCCACCACCAAAGCUCUCCCACCAAUCUCCAAAGAUACCCACCAAAGUUCUCCCAGUUUCAGAUGAGCCUUGUUUUUCUAAAGCCUUUAUUCUAGACAUAUCUACUUGGUGUCAGGUUCUGUUCUGGGUGCUGGGGAUGUGGUGUUGAGCAAGAUUUUAAACAAAGCACUGCUCAACUCUGGUGCUGGGGAUUAAGCCAAGCUCCUCAGAGCCUCAGGCAGGAAAGCCAUUUUUCAAAACCACUAUACUAUCUCCCUGGCCCAAUAUCAUUUCUUACAAGUGUUCUAUCUCACCAAAUCUAAGCUACUGUUGAUUAUAUAAUAUCACUGUAAUUUAUGUAUCAAGAAUAAAAUGCUUCCAAUGAA
This is a messenger RNA of Erinaceus europaeus (western European hedgehog), 3818 nucleotides long. RefSeq names its product RAS like proto-oncogene B (gene RALB). The transcript has 7 exons. Gene Ontology annotation, biological process: Ras protein signal transduction. Bases 386 to 1006 code for a protein of 206 amino acids. Lineage: Eukaryota; Metazoa; Chordata; Mammalia; Eulipotyphla; Erinaceidae. The record is from RefSeq and is a predicted model, not a curated record. Gene Ontology annotation, cellular component: plasma membrane. Gene Ontology annotation, molecular function: GTPase activity; GDP binding; GTP binding.